AUGGCCGACCCAUUUGAAGUGCGAAUGCGCUUCACAUCUCAACUUCAACAUCUCAACGCGUCAGUUACAUCUGCUCAGAAAGCCGCACAAUAUGCGCUUAGAUUCAGAGACAUGGAUGAGGACUUGCAUUCGUGCAUCCUGGAACAGCUUGAACGACAGAACAAUAUGAACAUACGUGCCAAUAUCAUGUACUUUAUCGAGCACUUCCUAGACAUGGCGCAACGUGACGGACACCCCGACUACAUUCGAAUGAUGCAACGGGACAUCAUCCGUGUCGUCGAUGCUGUUGCCCCGGAUGAUGGGUCAGGUGCUGCCAACGUCAAAGUGGUCCGAAAGGUGUUGCAGGGUCUUCAAGGAAAAGGGUACCUGGAGUCGCAAGCAGUCAGUCAGAUCGAAGAUGUCAUCAAAGAGCGUGAGACAAAUGUCGAGGACCUAGGCUUAGCUUCACCAAAUGGAGAUGUCGAGAUGGCAGACAUGCCCCCCUCACAAACCAUACCUAAGGCAGGUCGAAGGAGCACGUCACACCAGCUUGACAAACGUCAGAUUGAGCAACGGAUUGAGGAGGACCGCGAGCGCCACAAGCGCGAGCGCGAAAGCAUUUGGGCAGUCCCCAAAGCCGAGAAUGCUGAGAUGGACAGACUGUGGGAGGAAACGAGUGACUUUGGAGAAGACGACGACCGUCUGCUCACCGAAGAGCUGGAUGACUUCCACAAAGAGAUGGAGAUACAGUCUAAUUGCCAACAUCAUCAUGGAGCAACGAACGGCAACCGUCGCUAA
Fusarium fujikuroi IMI 58289 is the source of this 777-nucleotide messenger RNA. RefSeq names its product related to CTD kinase subunit gamma. The record is from RefSeq and is a predicted model, not a curated record. NCBI's taxonomy places the organism in Eukaryota, Fungi, Ascomycota, Sordariomycetes, Hypocreales, Nectriaceae. Gene Ontology annotation, biological process: positive regulation of transcription by RNA polymerase I; positive regulation of DNA-templated transcription, elongation. The coding region runs from base 1 to 777 and encodes 258 amino acids. The transcript is spliced from 3 exons. Gene Ontology annotation, cellular component: CTDK-1 complex.